GUUUUACAACUCUACGUCUCUACGUACGCGGUAGUGUACGCCCACAAAACAAUCCCAAAAUUUUCACCGACAUUUCUCCUCCAUUUUCCCGCCCUUUCCUUGACAAAUUCCCGCUAUGGCUCUGUUUGCUUCCUGGAAACUGCAGCAAACACAGGAUCGAAGUGGAAAAUCCACUCCGAUUUUCUUCAAUUACUGCAGUUAUUCAAUUAUCGAGGAUUCAAAAGUGAAAAUUCGAUGAAUCAAGUGACUCGUUGGAGAUGGAGUUUUGCAGUGUUCCGUCCCUCGAGAACUUUCUUUUCGUCUUCUUCAUCUUUAUUACGAUCAGGGUGCACUGGGAAUCAGUUGCAAGUGCUGAAUGCCUAUACCCGUUCAACCAAGGGAAAUAUUCAGGCCACCAUUGAUUUAAAGCAUUGGGCAUUUCGUCCAUUUGUCAGAUGACAACCACUGGUUUCUGCAGGAUGAAAGUUGGAUUUAUUAUCUUGUGAGCCUAGGGAUAUCCGCUAGGUUAUAGUUGAUAAAUUUGUUAGUAUAUCGUCUAACAUUUGUGAGGAAGAUCUAAUACCCUUCAAUCUUAAAUAUGUUAGGGACCUAAAUGCAAGACUAAACAAUACUUGGAUCUUUAUUGAAAUACUCAUCGUCUAAAAGUUAACAGGAGAUGUAAUGAAAAUUGAUGAGAGUGCUGGUCAAAUCAUGAUGACCACCAAAGGUUUAGGUUCCUGGGUGUUAGAUGGCCACAUCACGUGAGCUCUUAAGUUUAUUGCAGCCGAAACUUCAAGACAUUCCAGAAAUAGUUAGUUUCUUUCAAAAAUCUAGGUUGAUUUUUGAACCCUAGACAUUCCACAUGGUUUCUUUUUCUCUUUUUGAUGCCAGUGAUCCAAGAAUCCCUUUUCAUUUGCUUAUCAGUUAUCACAUGCAUCUCGAGGAAUUCUUCUACACCUCCAGAUUGUUCAAACAGUACAAGUGACGAGCUGGGUGACGUUGUCUUGACAAUUGAUCCUACACAGCUGCACCAAACCCUCAAUUGCCAUGAUCAGUGUCCUUCAAUCAAAGAGUUUUGAUCUACUGAAUUCAAUGUAAACAAACUUUUAAAAAAAACAGCUAGUACAUACUUUUAUAAACCCCAAUUUUAGUUAUUUACCAUUAGCUUAAGAUAUGGUGGAUUGUGGCAUAUUCCAAUCAUGUAAAGAAAGAUGAAUCUAGGUUUUGAAAUCGGUGAGGAAAGGUAGAUGGGUUCGUCAAAUAAUUUCUUGGUGUUUGGGGCUUGGAAUUGCAAAUACACAACGAUGAGGAAAAGUCAACCCGACCCCUUUGGUGCACGUGUUGGUCUGACAUGAGAUGAUGGGAUUUAGUUUGUCGGGACAUGUAGGGAGUUUCCACUUAUCAGCUUAUACUUGCCAAUUCUGAACGUGGCAGGGACCCACCUCCUUUAACUGACACGUGUGUUGUUGAAUCAACUAUCAAGUUCCAGAAGUGAGAUUAAAAUAAAAAAAAUUUUAAUAAGGUUAUGGGGUGUGUAGAGGAAAGAUUUAAGAGGUGCAGAGAUUAGAGAAGAAAAGGUCGGAUGCAAAGAUAAGCUUUUGUAGACCCUCAUUUCUCCAAUACACAUUUCCACUUCCCUCCCAGUCUCCCACAACCUUCAUGCAGACUUACUACGGAGAGAUCUACUGUUCAAAUCUAUACAACUGAAAAUGAAGCUCUUUAGCUGGAUGCACAAUAAGCUAAAUGGCAAACCAGGCAUCACAAAGUCAAAUACAGUACCAGUGACUGGUGGUAUGAAGCCAGAGGCAAGAGAGGAAUUCAGUGACUGGCCUCAUGGAUUACUCGCAAUAGGAACUUUUGGUAACAAUGAAAUUAAAGAAAAAGUAGUGGAGGACUUGGGAAGCCAACAUCAUAUCCAGGAGGAGGAUCCAUCUUCUUUGGAUGAUCUGCAUGACUUCACUUCUGAAGAAGUUGGAAAACUGCAGAAAGAAUUGACCAAACUGUUGUCUCGAAAGCUGAAAUCUGACAUCGAGAAAGAAGUUACUGCGAACCUCCCAUUGGAUAGAUUUCUUAAUUGCCCUUCGAGUUUAGAGGUUGAUCGCAGGAUUCGUAAUGCGAUUUGCAGUGAUGCUGAAGAUAAAGAGGAAGAAAAUAUUGAAAGGACUAUUAGUGUCAUACUUGGUAGAUGCAGAGAUAUAAGUGCAGAUAAUAAGAAGAGAGCAAUCGGAAAGAAAUCGAUUUCUUUUCUUCUCAAGAAGAUGUUUGUUUGCAGAGGUGGAUUUGCAGCUCAACCCAGCUUGAGAGAUACAUUUCAAGAAUCAAGAAUGGAGAAGCUGCUGAGGACAUUGCUUCACAAGAAGAUCGAUUCUCAAAACUAUCCGUCGAUGAAGAAAUAUCUCGAAGACAAACCGUCACAGAAGAAGCAAAAUGAAGAAGAAAUACAAGAGAAAAACAAUGAGGAAUGUAAAUGGGUGAAGACGGAUUCUGAAUAUAUUGUUCUGGAGAUAUAAAUCAUCAGUUCGAUCGUGGAUUCGAGCUGGAAUUGGGAGUAAAUAAUCAUCAGUAAGUUAGAUUUUAUAUCCGGACAUGAUCAGUCCACAGACACCCCUGUGGUAGGGGGUCAUUUCUACCUUAAUCCAUUAUAUGCACAUAAGGAAAUGAAUUUGUUCUCUUCAUUGCAGAUAUUGUUCUGGAGAUAUAAAUAAUCAGUUCGAAUCAUGGAUUAGAGCUGGAAUUUGGAGUAAAUAAUCAUCAUCAGUCCACAGAAGAAACAUUUGAUCUUUACACACAAUUGUCUUUGUGUAUUUUUGUUGAUGGUGCUGUUGUCUCCCACCUUUUUCCAUGUGUUGUAUUGUGAAAGCAAUACAACACAUGUUACCUGAUCCAUCAAUUUAUAAGUUUGUGUAGUGGGAAAGCCAGACAUUCUACACAUUUUUUAUUAUAUUUAGUCAUGUAUUUCUAG
Tripterygium wilfordii is the source of this 2941-nucleotide messenger RNA. Its product is annotated as protein DEEPER ROOTING 1-like. The transcript has 8 exons. The record is from RefSeq and is a predicted model, not a curated record. Gene Ontology annotation, biological process: gravitropism; regulation of growth. Lineage: Eukaryota; Viridiplantae; Streptophyta; Magnoliopsida; Celastrales; Celastraceae. The coding region runs from base 1689 to 2489 and encodes 266 amino acids.